This is a messenger RNA of Oncorhynchus nerka (sockeye salmon), 1852 nucleotides long. Its product is annotated as stAR-related lipid transfer protein 9-like. Gene Ontology annotation, molecular function: ATP binding; microtubule motor activity; microtubule binding. The coding region runs from base 189 to 443 and encodes 84 amino acids. The transcript has 3 exons. The record is from RefSeq and is a predicted model, not a curated record. Gene Ontology annotation, biological process: microtubule-based movement. Lineage: Eukaryota; Metazoa; Chordata; Actinopteri; Salmoniformes; Salmonidae.
AGUCCAGCAGGCAGUUUUGUUCAGUGUUGUUCAACGGUCCGUUGAGCGUCGGGAAGAAGCGGGAUCUUUACUGGGAGAAAUGGCUUGAAUGGCCGGCGAGUAAGACACAUUUUCCCGUUUCAUCGGGUGAACGUUUUAACUUUGGAGGUUUUAAAUCCUGACGAAUUGCCUUUACCAAGUAAGGAACUAUGGCAAACGUGAAAGUCGCCAUUCGAGUUCGCCCUCUCAACGCAAGGGAAAGCGUGGGUGGAGGGAGGCUAGCUGUCCAGGUAGAGGACAAGUUGGUGAGGAUAAAGAAUACCAAGCUGGAUGGACGUCACGACGGCCCUGGGGAAUCCAGGGAGAAGGUGCUGGAGUUUGGUUUUGACUACUGCUACUGGUCUGUUGCCCCAGAGGAACCACACUACGCCUCACAGGAAGAGGUAACGAGUCCUGAGACCUGAACUUCGACUGUAGUUCCUCGACUGUAGUUCCAGGUCCUGCCAAACCUGGGCCCUUCUGUACACCAACUCUUCAAACUCCCGCACCGCUAGAGAUUCCACAUCGGCUACAAUUGUUUAGUUACAGUGUUUUUGUGUCAUGUUUUGUGCCUUCUGGGUGAAGGCAGCCCCAGUCAUCUGCGUGUCAGGCAGCCUGGGGACGUUGGGUAGGGUGUGCAAUCACAACCACUGGGCCGUGUUCAAUAGGGCAUUUAAACGAAAACGAAAAUUAGGGUUUCUAUUUGUACAAAUCCAGGUAGUCACUCCCUGUUUUUUCCCCUUUGGUGCCUAAUGAACAUGACGCUCGUCUGAAGGAAGAGCCCAGGGGAAUUAACACUGUCGUCCCCCCACUAAAGGGAUAGGAUAUCAGCUCCAUCUGUUCUCCAGAGUUCUGUUGAGCAUCACGUUUCCUUUUAUGUCUCUGUGAUUGGCUGAUUAGAUCUGUUUGUGUUUCUCUGAUUGGUGGGUGCUACCUUUUUCCUGGUACUGAGCGGAGGAGGAGCCAGAAUAAGACCCACCCCCUCGGAACACAGACUAGUGGACAUCGUUUCUCUUAUCGCGCCACGGCAGGAAAAUGUACUACAACAUUGUGUCAUGUUAGUUAGGGUUCCAUUUAUAGAACUCAAACUUGAUGAAUGCUGCAUUGUCUUGCAGCUCUGAUUCCCGGCUGAUUUAUUUACAAACCAACAUUUCAUCAAGGACAAGCUAUGCAAGCAGUGUAGCAACAUGGGGAAAAGUCUUCACCCACCCGGCCUGGUCUAGAUGUCCCACAGUGUUGUUCUGGUCUCUGUCAGUGGAGACUGUGAAGACUUUCUGCUUCUCAAUUCAAUUGAAUGGCUUUAUUGGCAUGGGAAACAUAUGUCAACAUUGAUCUUUAUUGGCAUGGGAAACAUAUGUCAACAUUGAUCUUUAUUGGCAUGGGAAACAUAUGUCAACAUUGAUCUUUAUUGGCAUGGGAAACACAUGUCAACAUUGAUCUUUAUUGGCAUGGGAAACAUAUGUCAACAUUGAUCUUUAUUGGCAUGGGAAACAUAUGUCAACAUUGAUCUUUAUUGGCAUGGGAAACAUAUGUCAACAUUGAUCUUUAUAGGCAUGGGAAACAUAUGUCAACAUUGAUCUUUAUUGGCAUGGGAAACAUAUGUCAACAUUGAUCUUUAUUGGCAUGGGAAACAUAUGCCAACAUUGAUCUUUAUUGGCAUGGGAAACAUAUGUCAACAUUGAUCUUUAUUGGCAUGGGAAACAUAUGUCAACAUUGAUCUUUAUUGUCAUGGGAAACAUAUGUCAACAUUGAUCUUUAUUGGCAUGGGAAACAUAUGUCAACAUUGAUCUUUAUUGUCAUGGGAAACAUAUGUCAACAUUGAUCUUUAUUGGCA